AUGGAUGCUGGACUCGGUCAAUGGGCAAACUACACAGAUAACUCAGAGAGGAUUUCAUUAUUGACAUCUCAUGCGAUGCCAAGCAGCUCAUUUGAAUGGCCUUUUUACCAAAGAAGUAAGCUAAAGGUCUAUGAAAACAGAGAGCGGCUUAAGCCAAUUAUUAAAACGAUUAAAUUUUGUGGACGCUUAGGUUUACCUUUGCGAGGACACAGGGAUGAUGGUUAUCUUGAUCCAACUCAAACAGAUGAAGCACUAACUGGCCAACAAGAACUAAUCUUAAAGCAGAUUGUGAGUGAGGUUAAACUAUCUCAGUUUUUCUCUGUAUUGGAUGAUGAGACCACCAUAGUUGUCACAACGAGCAAUUGUGCAUUUGCAUUCAAUAUGUUAGCUAAGAUGGCAUCGUUAAAGAGGAAAUUUGUUGGGUUUGGGAAAAUUGAAGAUUUUGCAGCCAAACGCAUUUUUGAAGAAAUGGUUCAGAGACUCACAACUUUGGUACUAGACAUUAGUUGUUGUGUUAGUCAGGGUUAUGAUGGAGCAUCAACAAUGUCUGGUCAUGUUAGCGGUGUUCAAGCAUUAUUCAAAAAUAUCUGCCCAACUGCCAUCUACGUUCAUUGUUCUAGUAAUUUUCUACAUCUCGUGCUGAAUUAUUAUUCUGCUGUUGUUUGUAUAAGGAAUAUGUUUGAUGAAGUCUCAGAAGUAAUCAAUUUCAUUAAAGAGUCUCACAAGCGACGAGCAAUAUUUUCCUGUACAUUAAUAGACUAUUGUCAUUCAACAGAUUUAUUCAACGUCACGAUUCUCUUUCGAGAUUUGUUGACCAGUGACAUUAUUGCUGGCUUUAAGAAAAAUCCAUGA
Hydra vulgaris (swiftwater hydra) is the source of this 852-nucleotide messenger RNA. Its product is annotated as zinc finger MYM-type protein 1-like. NCBI's taxonomy places the organism in Eukaryota, Metazoa, Cnidaria, Hydrozoa, Anthoathecata, Hydridae. The record is from RefSeq and is a predicted model, not a curated record.